AUUAUAAAAUUCAGCCACCACACCAACACCUAUUUUAUUUUUUCUUUCGUCAGUACGUUGUCAUCUUGUCUUGUGGUUGUGGUGGGGUCAAUAGGUGUGUUCAGUCCACACUCCAUACCCUCUCUCUCUCUCUCUCCAUCCAUCAAAAAUACCAAAAAAACCCUAACGCAACAUCACUCUAAACAACGAACAUGUCUUCUUCAGAUAUGAUGCUUCACAAAAUCUCCUCUUCUCACCACCACCCCGCCACCUCCGCCCCCCGCAAUUCAAUCCACAAGAGAAAGACUCCUCUUGCCCCCAAAGAUCGCCACACGAAGGUCAACGGCCGCGGCCGCCGCGUCCGGAUGCCUGCUCUUUGCGCCGCCCGUGUUUUCCAGCUUACGCGGGAACUUGGUCACCGUUCCGACGGCGAGACCAUAGAGUGGCUCCUGCGCCAAGCCGAGCCUUCCAUAAUCGCCGCCACCGGAACCGGCACACUUCCCGCUGAGGCCAUCUCCACCUCCUCCGGCUCCCUCCCCCCGCCCCGUCCCGCGGCCACCGUUCAAGCGGCAGCAAGCAGGUCGACCCAGUCGCUAACCAUGGUGGCCCAACCGGUGUCAUCCGUGAUAGCCGGUAACAUGUUCACGGUUCCUCCACCACCGCCGAGCUGCAGGCUGGACCUGUGCCAGCCAUCGACGCCAAUGGAGUUGGAGUUCCUUCGAAAUGGGUACCGCCACAUGCCGUUUACAGCGUUGCUGCUGCAGCCGGCAACGGUGGAAGAAGAGGCCGAGGAGAGGCAUUCCGGGGAUCACCAAUAGAUAGAUUCUAAGCUAUCUACUACAACUGUAGAAGUAAUUAGCAAUUAGUUUAUCUAUAAGAAAGGAUAUCAUAUUUUUGUGUUUUAUUAUAUGGCUAAAAAAGAAAAAAAGUGGGGCCUCUUGGGAAUUUAGGUGGAGAUAUCUUCUCAUGUCUUUUCGAUAAUUGGGAAUUUUGUACUUUGAUGGGUAAAUGAUGAAAAUGCGAAUGAAAAAGACGUAUACCAUUGGCAAUCUAAUCAGUGAAAAGGCAAAAA
This is a messenger RNA of Sesamum indicum (sesame), 1051 nucleotides long. Lineage: Eukaryota; Viridiplantae; Streptophyta; Magnoliopsida; Lamiales; Pedaliaceae. The record is from RefSeq and is a predicted model, not a curated record.